This is a messenger RNA of Chenopodium quinoa (quinoa), 453 nucleotides long. RefSeq names its product putative F-box protein At1g50870. Lineage: Eukaryota; Viridiplantae; Streptophyta; Magnoliopsida; Caryophyllales; Amaranthaceae. Gene Ontology annotation, biological process: SCF-dependent proteasomal ubiquitin-dependent protein catabolic process. The record is from RefSeq and is a predicted model, not a curated record. The transcript has a single exon. Bases 1 to 453 code for a protein of 150 amino acids. Gene Ontology annotation, molecular function: ubiquitin-protein transferase activity; protein binding.
AUGUUGGACGACAAAGAAACUCACAUACCAGUAGAUUUACUGAGGGACAUACUGGCAAGGCUACCGGUGAAAACCCUACUACGAUACAGGUGUGUUUGUAAACUCUGGUGUACUCUAAUCGAUUCCAAGGAUUUUCGCCUCAACACAAACAAUCGUAAAAACACUGAUGUAUUAGUUAUGAGAAGCGUUAAAAACCGCGAUCAAUUUAUAUUUACUGUUCGAAGCACUGAUACAUCUAAGAUAACUGAUGAUCUUUGCAUGAUUUGCGAGUCAUAUACACUUCUUGGAACCUGUAAUGGGUUGAUGUUGAUGUUGAUGUCUAAGAAACUAUCUGACAACACAGUUAUGUUGAGAUUGUGGAACCCUUCAAUUCAAAAGUCCUUGAUACUUCCAUCGUGUCCUUUGAGUUCUGAGUACUUGAUUAGAGUGAUUUCCAUUGAUCAAUAUUUAUAG